Messenger RNA from Girardinichthys multiradiatus, 3432 nucleotides. RefSeq names its product potassium voltage-gated channel subfamily G member 4-like. The record is from RefSeq and is a predicted model, not a curated record. Gene Ontology annotation, cellular component: membrane; voltage-gated potassium channel complex. NCBI's taxonomy places the organism in Eukaryota, Metazoa, Chordata, Actinopteri, Cyprinodontiformes, Goodeidae. Gene Ontology annotation, biological process: protein homooligomerization; potassium ion transmembrane transport. Gene Ontology annotation, molecular function: protein binding; delayed rectifier potassium channel activity. Bases 532 to 2088 code for a protein of 518 amino acids. The transcript has 4 exons.
CAGCUCGGAACUGUGCUUGUGUGGAGCCUUUUGGAUGGGAGGGUGGAAUAAAAGGAGGAGGAGGAGGACGGUCCUGCUGUCAGAGCCAGAUGAAAACACAGCGGCAGGUUUCAGGAGGGCACCGCUGUUAGAUAAUCGCAUUUAUUGUCUGUGCAUCCGGUGGGGACAGGUGGAAAACAGGGAGAGAAAGCUGGAGCUGAGGAGAGUCUGCAAACUUCACGAUGCUGGAGCAGCGCUGCUGAAUCAGCUCCACCAUGGCUUCAGCUUCACCUGAAGAGGAGCAUCUUCAUCGUGAAGGAGGACGGAGCGGCUGCGCCCUGAAAGAUCACAGUGUCAUCUGCAAACAGGAUGAUUUUUGUGUCUGGAGACUCUUGUCUUACCCUCAUCUGUCCAUCACCACUGUAAACAAGAAGUGGUUCAGAAUUGAUCCGUGAUUUUCUUCAUCAGAGUUGAUCUUCCUCCCUGCGGAUCUUUCUCAUUAGCUGGACCAGCAGAAAGUUCUUCCUUCCCUGUCUCCAAUCUGUUGCCAGAAUGCCCAUCAUCAGCAAUGCCAACCAUGACUUCAACACGUACUCCAUCAGCAGUGAUGACAGCAGUCUCGACCACUUCUUCACUGAGAUUCCUGAGACUGAGACCCUAAAGGGGGUAUACUUCCAGCGUGCCAAGGUGCUGCGUGACCCCAAGGCCUCUUAUGUGGUCGACCACACCCUGCAGGUCCUCAUUAAUGUGGGAGGAAACCGCUACACUUUCCCUUGGAGCACGCUGGAGCAGUUUCCCCAGAGUCGACUGGGUCGUCUUCGCUUCUGCACCACCCAAGAGGAGAUCGCUCGACUCUGCGAUGACUAUGAUGAGACGUGCCAAGAGUACUUCUUUGACCGGAACCCCACAGCUUUCAGGAUCAUCCUGAACUUCCUGGCAGCAGGAAAACUACGUCUCCUUCGGGAGCUGUGUGCUGUCUCUCUGCACGAUGAGCUCGACUACUGGGGUGUGGACCCGGGUCACAUGGAGCGCUGCUGCCGGCGGCGGAUGAUCACCCGUGUGGAUGAGGUCGUGGAGCGCCAGCGGAAAGAAGAAGAGUGGAGGCAGAAGAGGAUUAAGCUGAAGAAAAGACUUCCACAGACGGAAAAGGGAUACCGCAGACUGGUGUCGAUGCUGAGGGAGGUGAUGGAAAACCCUCACUCAGGUUUAGCUGGGAAGAUGUUUGCCUGCCUCUCAAUCAUCAUGGUUCUGGUCACUGUCAUCAGCCUCUGUAUCAGCACCAUGCCGGACCUCAGGGACGAGGAGAACAGGGGCGAAUGCUCCCAGAAGUGUCGCAACAUGUUUGUUGUGGAGUCCGUCUGCGUGGCCUGGUUCACCAUGGAGUUCCUGCUGCGAUUCGUCAACGCUCCCAGUAAGCUGGCCUUCGCUCGCGGCCCGCUCAACAUCAUCGACGCCAUCGCGAUCCUGCCGUACUACGUGUCCCUGGUGUUUGACGUCGGAGAGGAGUCGCAGGAUGACGCGGUGAUGGGGGCCAGCAGAGGUUACCUGGACAAGCUGAGUCUGAUCCUGCGGCUGCUGCGGGCCUUGCGGAUCCUCUACGUGAUGCGGUUGGCACGCCACUCUUUGGGUCUGCAGACGUUGGGUGUGACCAUGCAGCGCAGCAUGAGGGAGUUCGGGCUGCUGCUGCUCUUCGUCUGCGUGGCCGUCACCCUCUUCUCACCUCUGGUCCACCUGGCCGAGAGCGAGCUGGCGCCGUUUGCCGCCACGCACCCCCACCACAGCUUCAGCAGUAUCCCGGCCUCCUACUGGUGGGCCAUCAUCUCCAUGACCACGGUGGGCUACGGCGACAUGGUGCCACGCAGCGUCCCCGGUCAGAUGGUGGCGCUCAUCAGCAUACUGAGCGGCAUCCUCAUCAUGGCAUUCCCAGCCACCUCCAUCUUCCACACAUUCUCACGCUCAUACCAGGAGCUGAAGCAGGAAUAUGAUGGGGUGUGGAAGCAGGAGCGACACGAGGAGAUGAGUGAUCUCUCAUCUGUGUCCAAAAAGGAAAGCGAUGGACUGAUGUCCAACGAGACGCAUCGAGCCACUCUUCCACCCUCUGCUUUCUGAUGCUGCUCAGAUAUGGAUCACAGGUUGGAACAGGGACAUUUUCAGCUGUCCAUCCCUUUAAACCUUUGAUCUGACUCCAAAACACUGCUGGAUGGUGUACAGCUGGGAUGUCCAACUCCAGUUCAGACCUGCAGGACCCUGCAGGUCUUGGAUGUGUCCUUACUCCAAAACACCUGAUUUAAAUGGAUGAAGAACCUCCUCAGCAGGUCAUUGAGUUCUGCAGAGGCCAGGUAGUCACUCAUCUUUUGAUUCAGGUGGGUUGAACCAGGGAAACAUCUGAGACAUGCAGGAUCCAAGCCUUUGAGGACUGACUUUGGACAACUCUGAUGUUAGGUUUCCAGUUCUGGAGUCUUCCUUUAAUAUCUUCAUUACAUUUAGUCUUGUUUGGUCCUGCAGCUCUAACCCUUUAAUAAGUGAAGAUCUAGAUCAGAAUCAGAAUCAGCAUUGUUGCCAAGUUUGUACAUACAAACAAGGAAUUUGACUCCGGUACACUUUGCUCUCGGAUCCACAUUUAGAGAAAAGCUGGAACAGUUAUACCUGCUAAUUCUCAUCAAGUAGGUCCAUCCGUUUAAAUCCUGGUGGUGUUUGUGGAGCAUGUUCUCUCGGUGCAUGCUUGGAUUCUCUCCAGGUGCUCCAACUUCCUCCCACCAUAUGAAAACAUGCAUGUCAGGUUCCAACAAACUUAACAUUUAAAUGGAAAGUUGUCUUUGUGUGAGUGCUUGGUUGUUUGUUCUGGGUGCCUCUCUGUGGCCUUUUCCACCAAACGUAGAACCAGUUCUUUGUGUUUCCACCAGAAUAAGGUCCAGAUCUGGCCCGACCCAGCACCAGUUUGCUGCUGGACCAGAGGAAAGAACUGCUUUCAUCAGGAGCUGGGGGCGGGCUCAUGGGGAAUGGCAGCCAAUCAAAAUGUCAGAUAAUAUGUUUAAAACUCUGAAGUUUGUUUUUAAUGAUUGGUCAAAUUUAAAACACAAAAACAGUAAAAACACCGAGCUUCAAUUAAGAUAAAAUGUUAGAUGAGCAUCAGAAUAACUUCCUGCUGUUUAUUUGAAUCACCAUCAAAGAGUUAAAAUGAGCCAAUGAGCCGCUAACAGCUGAAGGUCUUCACCUGAAUCCAUAAAGGUUUCAGACUCAGAUCUUUAACACCUCAAUAUCUCCAGGUGGUUUUAUUACAUCUGGCUCUAAAAGCUGAACUUGACUCCAGUUUUCCAGCUGCUGAUAUCAGAGGUCAGCUGAUCAGGACUAUGGAGCGUUCACAAGCACCACUGGUUGUUUAAAACCAGAUUCUCAGGUGGUGGAAAAGGAAUUCGGUUCUUUUACAGAACCAGUUCUGAAACCUCUGUGGGG